UCCAGUAGCAGCUGCUGCUGUGUUUAAUUCUCUUCGCACCCACCCACUCCCUCAAUUUUUGCAGAGACUGGGGUUUUAUCUGGUGACCUGGCUCAAGCUGUCAGUCUGUAGGUUUGCGGAAGAAGAAUUAAGAAAACUUAGAAACAACAGAGAAAGAAAGAUAAAAAUCGAGCCCCGAACUGUGAGUCAGUGGAACUGUCGUACCGGCUUUCUUAUUGGUGUUGCAUUAGCAAGGCAGAAGCAGUCUCUUGCAUUUUAAUGCGCCUAGAGCCUGCUUCGCUCACACCGACGCUCUCGUCAGUGAUCUCAGAUCUGAAACGUCUCUUUCACACUCUCUCUUUCUCUCUCUCUCUCACUCUCUCUCUCUCUCUCUCUCUCUCUCUCUCUCUCUCUCUCUGAGUAUCUCGGAGUAUCUCCAGUGGUAGGGAAAAGAAGCAGCAGCGGGGCGGUGGCGAUCCGUGUUGAAUUGCACGCAGUGCCCCCCAACCUCAAUGAUUCACAUCAGGAGACACUGACAGACGUAUCUCCUGGUAAAGGAUAGUGCGUGGUAACCAUGACGACGGAGACCAGCAUGGAGGUGGAGGUGAAAAAAGUGGCAGAGGAGCCUCCCCAGCAGCAGGGGGCAGCGGUGAACAUGCAGGAUGGCAAUAGACCCAAGGAGGGUCAUGACGGAAAGCUACCCGAAGACCGGGAUUUGAGGGAUGGGGAUGAUGUCUCAGAGAAGACCACCCCCAGCAAGAUCCCCAAAUCCCCCCAGAAAUCGUCCAAGCGGCUAAAGACCAUCCCAUUUAAAGUGACCCUACUGGACACCUCUGAGUACGAGGGUGAGAUCGAGAAGCACAGCCGAGGACAGGCUCUCCUCGACAUGGUGUGUGAGCACCUCAACCUUUUGGAGAAGGAUUACUUCGGGUUGACGUUCUGCGAUAUGGACAGUCAGAAGAACUGGCUGGACCCUUCAAAGGAGAUCAAGAAACAGAUGCGCACUGCCUCGUGGCAUUUUGCCUUUGCGGUCAAGUUCUAUCCACCAGACCCAUCCCAGCUAAUCGAGGACAUCACCAGGUAUUACUUGUGCCUGCAGCUCCGGGAUGAUAUCUUGUCGGGCCGGCUGCCCUGCUCCUUUGUCACGCAUGCUCUGCUGGGCUCAUACGCCGUGCAGGCCGAGCUCGGAGACUUCGACCCGGAGGAGCACGGUGCAGACUACGCCAGCAACUUCCGCUUCGCCCCGAACCAGACCCGCGAACUGGAGGAGAGAGUGAUCGAGCUGCACCGCACCUACAGGGGGAUGAUGCCUGCAGAGGCUGAAAUCAGCUUUCUUGAAAAUGCCAAGAAGCUCUCGAUGUAUGGAGUUGACCUGCACCAUGCCAAGGACUCGGAAGGGAUUGACAUCAUGCUGGGGGUCUGUGCCAAUGGGCUGCUCAUCUAUAGGGACCGGCUGCGAAUCAAUCGUUUUGCCUGGCCCAAGAUCCUCAAGAUCUCCUACAAGAGAAGCAACUUCUACAUCAAGAUCCGGCCCGGAGAGUAUGAGCAGUUUGAGAGCACCAUUGGCUUCAAGCUGCCAAACCACCGGGCUGCCAAGCGUCUCUGGAAGGUCUGCAUCGAGCACCACACCUUCUUUAGGCUGGUGUCCCCCGAGCCACCUCCCAAAGGAUUCCUGGUAACGGGUUCCAAGUUCCGAUACAGCGGGCGGACACAGACCCAAACGCGGCAGGCCAGCGCACUCAUCGACAGGCCGGCCCCUACAUUCGAGAGGUCAGCCAGCAAGAGGUACCUGCUGUCCCGCAGCCUGGAUGGAGAGUUCUCCCGCCCAGCCUCCGUCCUCGGAGAGAACCGUGAGGGAGUGGCGCAACGCAGCGCCAGUGAGAGGCAGCGGAGACGAUCGGGAGAUGAGCAGGAUGAGGAGAGUUCCUACAGUGCCACCUCGCCCACCAAGAUCAAGGAGUUCAAGAAGGAGGAUAUGGAGGACGAGUUACCAGCCGACAAUAAGCAGGAGUCGGAUCAGGAGUCCACCCCCCAACACAAACAGGAGUUCCCGGACAAGACAGAGGAUGUGUUGAUGAAGCACCAGGCCAGCAUCAAUGAGCUGAAGAGAGCCUUGAAGGAACCCAACAGCAAGCUGGUCCACCGGGAAAAACGGCUUUCCGCCACCUCCCAGAAAUACAGGGGCUCAACCGGGACCACGCCAGAGAAGAAGCCUUCGUCGGGAGAAGAGGGGAGGGAGGAGCCUGUGGCCACUGCUGUAGAAGGCUUCACCCAGAAGACUGUGGUAUCUUCACCCGAGGGCUCUGAGGAGUGGGUAUUUAUUGAAAAGCAUAUCUCCAGCCAAGAGCUGCUGGCUGUUGCAUUGAAAGAUAAGAAGGAAAAGUCUUCUGCUCAGGAUCAGGAGCAAGCUGUAGACUCCCUAGACAGAACAGAGGAGGAAAGCCUUGCUGCGGUAAGCUCACAGGAGGAGGCUGUUCAAAAAUUAGGAGGAGCUCAAGAGGGCAAGGAUAUGAUGGAGGACCAGGAUGCUGCAGAAGAGACAGUGGUUCAGGAAGCUUUGGAUGAGAAAGCAGUGACUGGCAAAGAAGCCCCCUCAGCACAAGAAUAUGGAGCAGAAUCUUCCAAACCACAGAAUCUUGAAAAAAAACUGGAUGACACUGUAACUGUCUGUCAAGAGGGAACUCAAGCCCAAGAAUCUUUGGGUGAAUCUGUAAAAGAGAAAUCACAAGGUGUUUCUGAAAUAGAGGCUGAAUCCUGGGUCUUGGAAACCCAAGAUGAACGACAGACCGACUCUGUUAGAGUCCAGAAGGAGCUGAGACCACAAAGCCUCAACCUUGGGAAGCCUGCAGACCUGUUUUAUGAGACAGAACAUCCAGACACUGGAGAGGAAAAUAAGGAUUUGGAGAGCGAUGAAGAAACACCACCAGAUAAAAUACACAGUGAAGGAAAUGAAUCUGAAGAAUAUAGGUCAGAUUUUCAGGAGACGAUGACUGUUUCAUCAGAACCCUAUUUGCAAAUGGAAGAAGUAGAGAGACCAAAGUCACCUUCUUCCCUAGAAAAGCAGACUUCCUUACUCCAAGAUGCAACCGAGGUGCAAUCAAAACCAAAAUCAGAACCUCCAGAUUCUAGGCCAUCCUUAAAGCAAGAAGAGACAAGCCCUAAUAAAGUUAAAGGGAAUGAACUAGCUUCCUUUCUGAAUGAGGAGGAAGCAAAAGUAGGAGUUGGUGACAGUGGAAAAUGUGAAACUGAGGAAGAUGAGAAAAAUACCGUGACAGAGGAAAAAUACAUGUCUUUAAUUAAAACAUGCUCAGUUCUGAGUGUGAUAGAACUCUCCAAAGACACAGAGAAAACAGUUUUUCCAGAUGGGGAGGAAAUCCAGAAAGUAGAGGACAAAAUGAUAGAAGAGAAGAUUAGUCACCAAGCAGACAAUGGAGCAGAGGAACAAAUGGAUCUUGAGCCAAAGCGACCAGAAACAAUUAAACUGACUGUGCAUGCAGUAGCUGAGGAAGAAACAUCCGAGAAAGACUUUCCUUUAAACGAUAAAUCUGAGAAGCCAGAGCCUCUAAACAAAGAAAAAGCAGAAGACUCCUUCACAGAGGAACAAUCUUCUGAAGCUGAAAAGAAAGCACUCAAAAGUCAUGAGGGUUCUAAAGAAAAAUCUCCUGGAAAUGAUGAGGGACAGACUACCAUUAGAGACCAGGUAGAAGAGGGCACAAUCAUCCUAUUUCCGGAGACAGACAUAAGGUGUGAAGCUGAUGGCGAGGAGGCAAAGGAAGACAGGUCUUCCAAACUCACAGAACCAGGAGCAAAAGAAUCCAAAAAAGUAGGAGAUGUUGAAUAUAAGAAAGGAUACUCGGAAUUAAAACCAGAUGAGGACAAUAGUCAGAAUACUGCUCUGGGAAAUAAGAGCCAGGGAUCAGGUACAGAAUGCAAUCAGGACCGUUCUGGGAAGAACGAUUCGAAUUUGUGUGAAAGCAAAUCAAACGAGUUGAUACAAGAUAGCAGGAAGCUAGACGAGGAGACAUCUGGUUUUCACAUACCUGACCCAAGUCUAGUUGCUGUUGCCACCCUAACCACUCAGGAAAGCAAACAGAAGGCUAGCGACCAACAUAGUCAUGGCAAACCUGAGGAACAUGCCGGCAAGUCAACCCAUGGGACAGAAGAAAUGGAGAAAGGGGAGACUGGAGAGACCGUGGAUGCUGGGAAGGGUCUUGCAGAGUCUGAACAAAAAAAUGAACAGGCUGACAAAAAAGCACAGGACACCCAGUGCUCAGACACCAAGACCGAGACAGCCUGUACAGAUAUGCCAGAGGUUCCGGCAAAACCAAUAAAGCGCCAGGGGCCUGCUGUGCCCCCCAGACCCAGCCGAACUGUCCCCAAGGACCCUGGCCCAGAAGUGGCAAAGAAAAAACAUGUGGUAAAUCUGCUUAGCAUCCACUUCCAUGCGUACCAUCCGAUGAUACAGCAUAUCCAUUAAUAUUUAUUUUAUUAACUACAAAUAUAUAUUUAUAUAUAUAUCUGUGCGUAAUAUAUGAAAAAAAGUGUUUCCAACACUUUUUUGCUGUCUCAUUGAAACGAGCUGACACAGCGCUGCAUUUGUCUACCAUGAACUGUGGACUGCCCCCUCUCUCCUUGCACCUCCUCCCCCUCCUUUAAACACCGAGCGGUCAUCGUGCUUGCACGUCGGUAGAAGCCUGCCGGAGUAUCGGAGCUUUGUCUUGACCCUGAAAGCUGUACUUUCUCACACUUUGGCUUGCAACUUGCUUUGGUUGUCUCCCUCCAACCAUCACUCUUUUUCCCUCCAACCCUCAGUUUAAACAAACAUUUAGACAUGUCUUUCAGCUGGUUGUAAGGAAAAAGACGUCUUUACGCUUUUUGCGAUGGCACUGCCCACUCCUAAGCUCAGAGGUUUCUCCAGUGCUUAAUUUGUCAGUGCCAGUGUCUCUGAUGCCGCCCAGAAUAAGGUCUGGAUGGGUGAGUGGGUCUAAAGUACAAUUAAUUUGAGCAUUUCACUUUACAACCAAACCAGCUUGAAACAUUUUCCACAAAUGUGAAAUUGAGGCUGCAGUUUCCCAACAAUUGUAAAUAAAAAAAGAAAUGAUUUGAUAAAAAGCCUGAAAUGCAGUUACCUAUUUUGUCUACAAGAAGAAUCAGUUAUGAAGGUUGUGACAAAGCUUCAACAGCAAUACUAUUUCACUCAUGCUGUCAUGUGGUGGCAUGCAGCUUUAAAUCUUUCAGGAAUUUAAAAAGGGAUUCCUAUCAAGUUCAUAAAAUCCCAGAAGCUGUCAGUCUGUCAUCUUUAUCAGAUACUAAAUCAAUUCCUGCAGACAGAUGGAAAGGCAGAUAGGUGGCUUUGGUCAGUCUCCUGGGAUUCAGCACUUGAUCCAUCCCUGUGAGGGGAUGACCAGCACCCCGAGGGCUGGUGUUGGGGAAGUACUAUAGAAAAGGAGAGCUUGUGUGUUCAAACUCAGUGAGAGACCCCUGAGAUUGAGUGGCUGCUCUGCCUGCUCCCUGCACCCCUGAACCAUUGCUCGUUUCUCCUAACUCUGCACCCCUCUCUUUGUCAGCACUGCUCUGUGUAGGACCUUGGCGUCAAUUACACUGGCAGGCUUUCUGUCAGAUGUUUGCGUGGUCCCAGAUUUUGAACUGGUCAAUGCAGAACCAAACAUUUUUUAACUGUUAAAACAACCCAAGA
Polyodon spathula (Mississippi paddlefish) is the source of this 5674-nucleotide messenger RNA. Its product is annotated as band 4.1-like protein 3. NCBI's taxonomy places the organism in Eukaryota, Metazoa, Chordata, Actinopteri, Acipenseriformes, Polyodontidae. Gene Ontology annotation, molecular function: cytoskeletal protein binding. The record is from RefSeq and is a predicted model, not a curated record. Gene Ontology annotation, cellular component: cytoskeleton; plasma membrane. Gene Ontology annotation, biological process: cortical actin cytoskeleton organization. Bases 554 to 4456 code for a protein of 1300 amino acids. The transcript is spliced from 17 exons.